Messenger RNA from Acipenser ruthenus (sterlet), 3096 nucleotides. RefSeq names its product non-muscle caldesmon. Gene Ontology annotation, molecular function: actin binding. The transcript is spliced from 14 exons. The record is from RefSeq and is a predicted model, not a curated record. Bases 302 to 2206 code for a protein of 634 amino acids. NCBI's taxonomy places the organism in Eukaryota, Metazoa, Chordata, Actinopteri, Acipenseriformes, Acipenseridae. Gene Ontology annotation, biological process: signal transduction.
GCUCUCAAUGAGAACCACAUGCAGGAUGAGGGAGGCAGGCCACUGACUAAGCUAGCCUGACUAAGAGAAGCUGUGCUGAAAGAAUCCCUCUCACAUUUUCACAAGGCAGCAAAGGGGACAGGACCUUAGAGGAAACCCUGCAACCCUGCGAAAAGGCAAGCAAGAAAAAAAAAUAUAUAUCCUUCCUGGAAUCUCACACCAUCCCAGCAGGAUUGUUAAAGAAGAGAGAGUUGUUUUUAAUCACCAGAAACAAGAGUUUACUCAAGGGGUUCACUGCAAAAGCUUUUUGCUAGCAAAAGACAUGUCGAGUGCUAUCGUGAGAAGGAACUCCAGCAAGAUAGGUUUGCAAAACCUCUUAAGGCUGACAGCUCAGAGGAGUAUUGAAGAUGAGGAGGAGAUAGCAAGAGAGCGUCGUCGCAGGGCUCGAGAGGGGUUAGGAAGCCAGAGCAACUUCUCCAGCACCAGCCUCACUUCCCCUGAUAAUGCCUCACCAGAAGAGGAUCGCCUGCUUGAUUGUGAGUUCAAGCCUUCUUACCCAGUAGCCAUGGAGGAAGACGAGGGCUUCAGUGACUGGACCCAGAAGCUGGAGCGUCGCAGGCAAAAACGCUUAGAGGAGCAAGUCCAAGGGGAGGAAGACAGUCUGAGCGAAGCAAAGCUGGUACCAGUGCAGAGCCAGAGGAAACAGGACGAGCAGAAGGAACUGGAAGAAGAGUGGGAGAGGAAGGAGAAAGACAGGCGGGAUCUGAGCCAGAGGAAACUGGACGAGCAGAAGGAACUGGAAGAAGAAUGGGAGAGGAAGGAGAAAGACAGGCGGGAUCUGCAUGAAAAACUGCAACGAGAGGAGACCGAGCAAAGACAACAAGAGAAGGAGAAGGGUAGGUUGAGGAAAGAGGAAGAUAGGAGGAACGCAGAGAUCAAGAAGAAAGAAGAGGAACACAGAAGGGAAAUGGAAGAAAAGGUUAAAGAGAAGGAUGGCGAGGUUAAGGUUUCGUACACAUCUAGAGCCUUUCUGCAGCAGGAAGUCAUACAUAUCAAUAGCAACGGCAAUGCAGCUGAAAAGGAAGUGACAUUGCAUCUUACUUCACCUAAAAGGAUACUAAGGACCACUAGCCAGUCCCAGGUAGAUGACGAUGAGCAGGACGUGUUCACAGAGACAGAGCAGAAGCUGGAGAAGAUCCGACGUAGCCACGAGGAGAAGGAGAGCCAGGAGUACGAGUGGCUGCGGCAGAAGCAGGCGGAGGCCGAGGUGGAGCUGGAGGAGCUGAAUAAGAGGAGGGAGGAGCGGCGCCGCCUGAGGGAGGAAGAGGAGCGCCAACAGGAGCAAGAGGAACUCGAGAGGAAGGCCAAGGAAGAGGCUCAUCUGUUGCAGGAGGAGAAAAGACGAAUGAAAGAGGAGAUUGAGAGACGAAGGAUGCAGGCAGCAGAGAAGAGGCAGAAGACUCUGAGCACCUCAAGCUGUGAGGGAGACGAGCCCUUCAGUCCUCUGAGCCCCAAGAGCCCAACCUUCAAGAAUGAGAAUGCGGAGAGAGUAACGGCAGGAAAUACCCACUCGAUUAUCGAGAGAACAGAUUCUUUAAAUCGCUCCCUGAAAAAAAGUAACAGCAUUAAGAAGAUACAGCCCCAGAUACCCAUCUCCAGAAUUGACAACAGACUGGAGCAGUACACACAUGCCAUAGAGAGUUCUACCAAGGAAGCCAAACAAUCCCUGAUAGACAUUCCACAGACUGCUGAACUGGUGGCCUCUAAGAAGAGCCUGUGGGAGGGAGGUGAAGCCUUGAGUCCUUCCUCCUCCAAAGGAACACCAUGCAAAGAUACUGAAGGCCUGAAAGUUGGAGUGUCGGACCUCAUUACUCAGUGGGUGAAAGGAACCCCAGACGGUAGCAGCAAGAACACUCCCUCCAAACCAUCUGAUGUAAUGGCAGGCGAUGUAUUAAACAAAAAGAACAUAUGGGAAAACAAAAUAGAUUCAACUCCCUCAGCUAAUAAAGGAGCAGCGCUGAAAGUGAGUUGGACCAGGACACCGGACUUCGAACUUUUCCAAACAAAUGGAAGUUUAGCCACAUCCCUUGAUGGCAUAGAAAGCACACCAUCUGGUAAAAGGUACAAAUUUAUUGUGAGUGGACAUGGCAAAUAUGAGAAAGUUCCAAUCAGUGAUGACAAUCAUGCUGAAUAUACAAAUGAUGGAGCCUACCACGAAGAAUCUUGAAAAUGUACUGUAACUGAUGUCUUUUUUCUUUUCUAAUUUAUGAACUGUCGCAAGGUGGUUGUUGUAGCUGAUAUUAUCCACACUAUUGCUACCUUGUAUCACUUAAUCCCAGAUUAAGUGAUACAUAAUCUUACCUGUCUUUAACAUCUUACUUCGUUGUAGAAUUCCUAAAAUAAUCAAGAUAAUGAUUUGCAUCUCAGUUACUGAAAACAAUAAUAAUUAUUUUCCAUCAUUAUACAUUGGCAUAAUAUGCAGUGGGAUUUUGUAACUUUUAAAAUACAAAAAUAAAUAGCUUUUUAUUAAAAAAAAAAAAAGGUUUAAUAAUUGUACCUAACAUUUCUUCUUUUUACUUUUUGUAUUGAACCUGUUCUUGUAAUUGCAUUGUCUUAAUAUAAAUGCAAUGUCUAUUUCUAAAUGUUAUACUGUACAACAAAAAGCUUGCAAUGCUUUCUUGGCCAAGACCAUAAUAUCCAAAGGAUGUGCACUUGCACCAUCAACACACAUAUAGCCUACAGUAAUACAGUGUAUUAAGUAUCACAAGUUUCAUAUUUUAGCAACAUAUUCUACUGGAGUUAAUACUGACUUUGUAUCAGAUUUACAAUGGUGCACAAAGUACUGAAUGUAAAAACAAGCACACCUGUGUUGGAUUGUUGCUUUAAUACUUUAGUUAGAGAAUGGUACAUUACAAUAUUACAGUUAGGCAUUAUUAGGACCUGGUGUUUAAUGGAUCCUCUCAAGCAUUUUGUAGAGAUCAGGUAAGAACUGCUUUUCCUAUUAGCCUUAGCAAAAUACGAUGCCACUGUAUUCUGUGUUCUUACUUUGAAUGUCUAUUAUAUCCGCUGUAUUAUUUUGUUUCUUAAAAAAAUAAAGAAUGUAAAGUUUCAUAUUAA